CCCGGCCCUUUCCUCGGGAUAGCCCACGCCACACCGAAGAAGGUAUCAAGCCAAGCCGUACCGCACCCGCAACCGCAACGCGGCCACCUACCAUCUCCGUCUUGUCCACCCUACUCUAACCCCUGAUCUCCUCCUCUUCCCCAAAAUCUCUCUCACCUUCUGCUCCAACAAAAUCUCUCACUUCCCGUGCCUGAACCCUCCUUGGAAUCCUCCUAUACAGCAGCAGCAGAUCAGAUCUUCGACUCCUCCAAGAAGUGAACAAUCAAUCCGACUGGAUCUGGGGAUGAUGGAGGAGGACAGCUUCAUCAACAACGAUGUUGGGGAGGAGGUGGUGGUUGCGAACGGUGGUGACGGCGAAGGGGUCGGGGGGAUGGCGAGGAGCGACGACGGCGGCGAUGGGGGAGGGGGGAAUGUGGUGCAGGACCCGCCACUUAGCUUAGGUGAGGUGCGAGGGAUCCUGGAGCAGAACCACACGCUGAUCCAAGAGAUCAGCCAAAACCACAAGGCCCGCGAUGCCGAUCGCCUCACCCGCAACGUCGCCCUCAUCCGGGAUCUCAACACAAACAUCGCCCGUGUCGUUGACCUCUACGCCAACCUCACCGGCUCCUCUCACUCCCACACCACAUCCGACGUUGCCAGCGCCACCAACACCAACGCCACCAAUAGUUCCUCCCCGUCCGCCGCCGCCGCCACAGCUGAGGUGAGCAAGCAACCCCACACCACCGACACCGACGCUAAGUAGAGCACCUACAACUCCAGCAAUUCGAUCUCUUCUCCUUUCUUUUAUGUCUAGAAUUUUAGAUUUACUGAGCAACAGGAGGAGAGGAGGUAGAUUUGGAAUCCUGCUAAACUUUUUUCUCUUAAAUUUCCGUUUUCUUUCUCUCGAUGUAAUUCAGCGAUGAGAUAGACAUGGACAACCGUAAACACCCAACUUAUCAGAGAUCAAAGAAAGAUGCAGACAUGGUAACAAUGCCAUGCCAGCACCCCUCAUUGUAGUGAGAAUGGUAGGGACUUUUCCGACCGUGCCAAUGCAAAUGGUGUAUGGUUUUUUCAACCAAGUAUACUGAUUUUAUUCGGAAUUUAUAUAUAGUUUGUUAUAUCA
This is a messenger RNA of Oryza sativa Japonica Group (Japanese rice), 1102 nucleotides long. RefSeq names its product protein ELF4-LIKE 4. Gene Ontology annotation, biological process: entrainment of circadian clock; positive regulation of circadian rhythm. The record is from RefSeq and is a predicted model, not a curated record. Lineage: Eukaryota; Viridiplantae; Streptophyta; Magnoliopsida; Poales; Poaceae.